AGGCACCUCCAUGCGUAGUGGCGGCCUCAAGGGCCGGUUUCGUCGGGCCCUGUCGCUCAAUGCGGCUGCUGCACUGGAAGAGGAAACUGACAAGGAUGAUAUCUCAAUCAAGGCUAGCUCUUCCCGUAAGGUACAUCCGAUUAACAAAGAUGGAGCGAAAAUUGGCUCGAGCGGUGGCGCCGUCUCUGAUGGCGCAGACACCGUAGAUGCUGCAUCGACCACAGCACCAGUCAAGAAAAAAUCCCGCGCUGCCUCCUUGUUCAACUCUCGUCUUAAUGCUUCCACCGAUAACAUUUCUCUUUCCUCUACCGUUUCCUCUGCAUCUGUCAUGAUCCGUAAACUCGGAUCCAUAGGCAAACUUGCAAGACGCAAUUCGCUUGCUGGGAUAACAUCCUUGUUCAAAGACAAGAAGGAGAAGGAAGGAGAACCCAGUGGAAGUAAAAAGAAGAAAAAGAGCGGAAAGGGAGACGUCGUCGAGCCCAGUGUCUCGCAUGCCAUUGUUGAACUUGACCGGUCAAGUGAUUGGAGUGGCCCCGAGAUGAGCGGCUUGAGUCCUGCCGCCAAAUUGGCGAGGCAACAUACGCUCAAGAGCAAUGCCGAAGCGGCUGCCAAGGCGAAGGCUCAACAGGAAGCUGCUGCAGCUGCCGCCGCCGCACAGAAACAAGCGCCCCCCAACGGCGCACCGGUUCCUGCGACGUGGGAGAAAAAUACUACGACAAGGAGUGAAGUAUCUCCCGUCAAGGCUGGGGGACAGUCGCGAGUGAAUGAGGAUGGCACCAAGGUGAUUGUUGAAGAUGAUGAUUCCGCGAGUGGGGAUGAUCAUCAUUAUCCUCAUCAGCUGCCUGAACAAAGCUUCAUAUCCGAUGGAUGGGAUGAUGAUGAAACUUGGGGUCAGGAGGAAGAAGAGGAAGACGUGACUAUCCGAGUGGGCUUGGAGAAGACUGGCCUUGGUGACGACGACGACGAAAAUCUCGAAUGGGGUGCGAACAUUCGACGAAGCGUCGAAAGAACGAAGGUACCCGCAAAGGGCAUUCUCAAAGGUGCUGAGAAGUACGAUCAGCAAACGUACCUCACUGACCAGUCUAACAACCCUGCUUACAACAACCGCGUACGAUCCAACUCGUAUACCACGCAUACCGGGCAGCCAUCAGAGCUGGGUCCUCUUGCCCGUAUACCCUCUCCUGAUCCGGACCAUAUAGAUGGCCUUCACAGACAUCCUUCCCAUUCUUCAUCCCAUUCCAAUUCAGGAGGCAUAAAAGCCUCACUUCUUCCUCCCCUUGAGCUGGGUUCAUCCAGCAUCCUUGGCGUAGAUUCGCCCAAGGAAAGCGAUUCAGGACGAUCAUCACCUCAUCCACCAGAAAGAAGCAUGUUCAAUCACCCGAACUCUUCCGCUCCUGCGUUGUCGACGAUCAUCUCGUCGCCACCGACUCUCACUCAUCGAUCAGCAACUACGCCUGCGAAACGUCUGACAUUUGCCAAUAACUUGUCUGUGUACGACACGUUCCCACCGAGCGUUUAUGAUCGUAGGAGUGAGCCUGCAACGUGGAGUCGCUUGACCCCUGCUUUGGCUCAGCGGAUCAAGGAAGAACUCAAUUCAUAUAAGAUGGAGGAGAUGGAAGUGCAUGCGUCUAGUAGAAUGCACACGCAGUUCUUCAUCUGAUGAACAUGUUCUCUCUUUUUCUUUUGUUUUUUCUUACGGUUAUCGACGUUUACCCUUUUAAGGCCAGUUCAUUGGCGAUUUUUGUCACAAUUCCCCUACCUCCUUACACCCAUCAUUGUUUCUCCUGAUCUAUAACUCAAGGUUUUUUUCUGCCCCGCAAUACUAAGCAGCGCUGCAAACUUCCCCCCUUUAUAAGCGUUCGGAACAAGUAUCCACUAGCUUCCAAUUCAAGAAAGAUAUACCCUCACAUGUAAUAGUAUUGCGCUAUGGUUUUCCUCUGCCAUUGACGCUAUCUACAUAUUUGUACGCUGUGUCGUACUCUGCUGAUCCCACUCAUUUGCAAAUAUCGCACCAUCUUGGACGGACUUCUAUUCACACAAAAGGGUAUCUGCUUAUACGACAGCUAACCUCCACGUUUAGUAUACUUUCUCUAUGCUUCUUUUUUAUAUAUUCCUGCAAGCGUCCUGUCUUCUCCAUCAAUUCUUCAUUAUUUCAUGUACCACAAUAUUAGAUUCGUUGAAAAAAAAAUGAAAUGC
This is a messenger RNA of Serpula lacrymans var. lacrymans S7.9, 2196 nucleotides long. RefSeq lists its product as uncharacterized. Lineage: Eukaryota; Fungi; Basidiomycota; Agaricomycetes; Boletales; Serpulaceae. Gene Ontology annotation, biological process: actin cytoskeleton organization. The transcript is spliced from 3 exons. The record is from RefSeq and is a predicted model, not a curated record. Bases 11 to 1660 code for a protein of 549 amino acids. Gene Ontology annotation, molecular function: actin binding.